AUGGCGAUGCAGUACCAACCCCAACCGUACUUCACAUAUGGACAGCCUCGCUGGCCAGACGAUAUCAAGCCAGCUCUCACCGAAGACGAUUCCUCCUCAAUCCUCGACGACAGGGUCUUCGAGUCCUCCACCCCCGCCGAUAUGACGGUGGGUGACAGUCGACGCCCGUCAGUCGCAAAGCUAGAGGACGAGUUCUCUGCAUCCUCACAAGUCUGGCAGGAGAGGCCCCAUGGCGGCAUGGCUCCGGCUCGUCACUUCUCGCAAUCCUCGGUCUCAACGUCGACGUCCAAUGGUCCGUUCUUUGGUCAGAGCAACACCGCGAACUGCGGCCCCGGAUUCAUGCCAAACCAAGCGUGGCCCUUGUCUGCACAAUCCGAAGCCAACACUCCCACUCCAUUCUUCAGCCCGGUACAAGAGCCUUUCGAGCAGCAGGGCCAGUACAACGGGCCUGUGACUUUCAAUUUCGCACAGCAAGAGCCUGUUUCCGCCGUCUCCAUGUCGCCGCAGUCGAGUCAAGGUGGAUGGGCUUCGACUACUUCCUCAGAUGUUGCGUCAACUGGUCGGCGGAUAAGGCAGAGAUACAGAGGGACGUCGCCUAUGUUUGUCAUGCGGUCAGACGGCAUCAGGAAGAAGAACGCCAAGUUCGACAUUCCCGCUGAGCGAAACAUCAACACCAUCGACACUCUGAUCGCGCAUGCGUCGAAUGAAGAAGAGAAGAAAGAACUGAAGCAGCAGAAGCGCCUGCUCCGGAACCGUCAAGCAGCGCUCGACUCUCGCAUGCGGAAGAAGCAGAACGCCGAGAAGCUGGAGGCGGAUAAGAAGAUGCUCACCAAUCAAAAGGGUGAGCUCGAGGAGACCAUCUCCCACCUCGAGAAUGUUCUUCAUCAGGAGAGGCAGCGAUGGAACCAUCAGAUUCAACAAUUCGAGCAAUACAUUCACCAGCUCUCAUAUGAGAGAGAUGAGGCUAUUCGAACAAAGACGCUCGAGACCGCCGAGCUUCGACGCAUGAACACCAUUUUGAAAGACACCGUCCGGGAUCUUGAACGGGAACAGAACGCACAGGCCUUCUCGGCCAACGACUCGGAUGCAUUCUCCAGUGACUUCAACAGCUUCAAGGAUCUCGGUCUAGAAGACAACUGGGACGACAAUUUCAGUCUCAUCAAUGGCGACGACAUGAAGAUGGAAGAGUCCGACAAUUUGCAGCGACAGGCCACUCCACGACCUACAACGUCGUCCAAUCCCGAGCCAUCUGCAACCACCACCGCCACGAAAUCAGAUGUCAAGGUCGACGCUGCUUUCAGCUGGGAAACCUUUUACAUGUGCUUGCUGUCUGGAGCGUUCAUCAUGUCUCAGGCUGGGUCGUUGUCCAAAGCUGCAAGUGCUGCAACGUCGGUCGCGGUCGUUUCCCCGGCUAUACCGACGCUGUCCAACGAGUAUCGUGCCGAGGCUGGCCAGGUCCUCCAAGCUGUUCUCGCUUCAGGGCCCGAGGGCUCACGAGAAGUCCUCCCUUCCCGGCCUGCCGCCCCGGCUGACGGCAGCAACUUCCCUCACGCCCUGUCUGACGUCUCUGGAAUAGCUCCUCAGCCGUCUGACGCCGCUCUCGACAGCCUGCAUAUAUCCUUGACUACACCCUCCCGUCAACAGCAGGCUGCAGCUGCAUUCUCGCUGUCCGCCGCCUCUUACAACCACAUCAGCAGUCCCGACUGUGGCCUUGAGGAUGGUGAUGAGGACGAUGAUGACCUCAUUGAAAUCAAACCUACCAAGCUGCAGCAACUAUUCGCCAGCAUGCAAGCCAAGCGUGACGGCCUCGAGAAGAUGGCUGGUCUGGGAAACAAAGCACGAGAAAGAAGUGUCCUCCUCGAUCGUGUCCCAGAGAAAGUCCUGCGAGAUUUCCGCGAAAUGGUCGCACAAACGAAAAUCGACUGA
Molecule: messenger RNA, 1926 nt
Organism: Cladophialophora yegresii CBS 114405
Lineage: Eukaryota; Fungi; Ascomycota; Eurotiomycetes; Chaetothyriales; Herpotrichiellaceae
Exons: 2
Coding region: 1-1926 (641 amino acids)
Biological process (GO): positive regulation of transcription by RNA polymerase II
Molecular function (GO): DNA-binding transcription factor activity, RNA polymerase II-specific
Source: RefSeq, a predicted model, not a curated record